Molecule: messenger RNA, 2187 nt
Organism: Aspergillus steynii IBT 23096
Lineage: Eukaryota; Fungi; Ascomycota; Eurotiomycetes; Eurotiales; Aspergillaceae
Gene: creB
Product: ubiquitin C-terminal hydrolase CreB
Exons: 3
Coding region: 1-2187 (728 amino acids)
Biological process (GO): protein deubiquitination
Cellular component (GO): nucleus; cytosol
Molecular function (GO): cysteine-type endopeptidase activity; cysteine-type deubiquitinase activity
Source: RefSeq, a predicted model, not a curated record
AUGUUGCAGGAUAUGGGCCCCAUCCGCGAGGAUGGUAGUGAUAAAUUCUUUGGCAUGGAAAAUUAUGGUAAUACUUGUUACUGCAAUUCGAUACUACAAUGUCUUUAUUAUUCGAUACCUUUUCGAGAGGCCGUUAUAAAUUAUCCCACGCGAACGCCGAUCGAAAGCCUGGAGGCCGCUUUGGCCAAGAACCUCCGUUAUCAGAAUCCCGCCGCGAACCUGGAAGCCGAGGCACAGGCCGAGAAACAGAAGGCCGCUAAUCAGCAGCGGCCUGGCAUGCCGCCGAAUCCACCACAAAAACCGGAGGAUAAGGAUUCGCCGGAAUAUAAGAAGAAGAUGGCGCUGCAGACGCUCCCGCUUCUAGAAACCAAGAACAACGCGACCAGCUAUGGGAUGUCGGAAUCGCUAUUUACCUCGCUGAAGGAUAUCUUUGAGUCCGUCGUGGGCAGUCAUUCUCGGAUCGGUAUCAUUCGACCGCAACAAUUUCUGGAUGUUCUUCGACGGGAGCAUGAGAUGUUCCGGACGGCAAUGCACCAGGACGCCCAUGAAUUUCUCAACCUCCUGCUGAAUGAAGUGGUUGCCAACGUGGAGGAAGAGGCUUUCAAGCAGCCGGUCAUGAAGAGUCUCCCGCCGCCGGAGAGUACCGAAUCGGGCGAAUUGUCGAGCUCCGGGUCGAAAACACCCAAUACCACGCGGUGGGUGCAUGAACUGUUCGAAGGAACCUUGACAUCCGAGACGCAGUGCCUCACCUGCGAGAAGGUGUCCCAGCGCGACGAGGUCUUUCUGGAUCUUUCGGUGGAUUUGGAGCAGCACUUGUCGGUCACUUCCUGUCUCAGGAAGUUCUCCGCGGAGGAGAUGCUCUGCGAACGAAACAAAUUCCACUGCGACAACUGUGGAGGGUUGCAAGAGGCCGAGAAGCGGAUGAAGAUCAAGCGUUUGCCCCGGAUCUUGGCACUGCAUCUGAAACGAUUCAAAUACACCGAGGAUCUGCAGCGACUCCAAAAACUGUUCCAUCGAGUGGUCUACCCAUACCACCUUCGCCUUUUCAACACGACCGACGACGCCGAAGAUCCGGAUCGCUUGUAUGAGCUGUACGCAGUGGUGGUACACAUCGGUGGUGGACCCUAUCACGGACACUACGUUGCCAUCAUCAAGACCCAAGACCGCGGAUGGUUGUUGUUCGAUGAUGAGAUGGUGGAACCGGUUGACAAGAACUACGUCCGGAAUUUCUUCGGUGACAAACCGGGAUUGGCCUGCGCCUAUGUCCUGUUCUACCAGGAGACCACGCUGGAGGCGGUGAUGCGAGAGCAGGAACAGGAAAAUAUGGAUGCGGCUGCGGCUGCCGCCGAACUGAACGAGCUGAACCUCAAGCAGAAUGGUACCGUUCAGUCGCCGACGCUGGCCCACGUUCAUAGUGCUUCUCAGAUCCCGCCACCUGAUGACACCACCCGAUUUACUGGUCUCAAACGGGCGCCCACGGCGCCCCAGCUGUCCACCCAUCCCGAGUUUGCCGAUGCAGAGGCUGCCACUCCCUUGGGCUCGCCUGUCGCAAAUGCGCCUCCAGUACCUCCCCUCCCGGAUAUGGCAGCCCAACAGCCUCUAAGUCCCAAGAAGAGCGACGUGGGAUUAAAGAAGGAACGGGCUAGAGAAGAGAAAGAACGGAAGGCUGCUGAGAAAGAAAAAGAAAAGCAGCGCCGAAAAGAGCAAGAGACCAGAAUGAGGGAGAACCAGCGCCGCGAAGAGGCCGAAUUGAAGGCUGCCCUCGAAGCCAGCCGAACAUCCAAGGCGGACGAAGACCGGCGCAACGGCCCCGAGUCUGGAAAAGACAGCGACUCGAAGAAACUGGGUAGUUUGGGCCGUCUGAAGCGAGGCAGCAAGAGCAUCAGCCACCGAUUGGGCAAAGACAAAGAGAGCCGAGCCUCUUCCUCGAGUUUCCCCCCCACGCCCGUCCUUCCAGAACAUCAAGUCCCCGGGCGCAAUUCGGAGCAGCUGCCGCAUGUUACUACGCCUACACUACCAGCAAAGCCUGAACGAACUCAGACAACGCCCAACCAUAACCAUCAUGCAAAUCAUGCAAGUCAUGACGAAGAACGCGAUACCCUGAAAGACGUCAAACCCGACAAGAACAGCCAUGGGAAAUGGAGAAGCUUCAGCCUUAGAAAGAAGUCGUUCAGCAUUCUUUCUUAA